This is a messenger RNA of Elaeis guineensis (African oil palm), 4510 nucleotides long. RefSeq names its product disease resistance protein RGA2. The record is from RefSeq and is a predicted model, not a curated record. NCBI's taxonomy places the organism in Eukaryota, Viridiplantae, Streptophyta, Magnoliopsida, Arecales, Arecaceae. Gene Ontology annotation, molecular function: ADP binding.
UUUGGGGCAUGACUUUGAAUGAUCAUUGCCAGAGCUUGGACGAAGAAAAGGCUGGUGAGGAAAUCAAUUGAACAGACAAGGGAAGGGGUCUGUGAUGGUGUUCAACGGAUCAGCGGAUGGGUUAAAAAAUAGAAAGGCGGGGAUGGAGGGGGGCUGGUGCUUGGCGGUCCGGGGAGAGAAGGUGAGAGAUGGCUAAUACCAUAUCCGAGUAUGGUUUGUGUAUUGUUCCGCCCGUUACUGCCAGGAGAGAUGCCCUCGCAAAAGUCCAUGGAACCAGAUACCAGAGCUACUUGCAAAGCAAAGCUAAUUCUUUCUUGCCUUAGUCUGCGGGUUUUGGCAUCACAUUCUCCUUCGGACUUCUUUUGGUUCUCUGUCAUAUUUCUCAUGAUUUUAGAGCAUAUAAAUAAAUUCCUUCACUCGAACCACUAUACUCCCCAUUCACCAAAGCUUCAUCUAAGAGAUCGUAGCUUAGGUUGUCCAAUAAACCUCUAAAAUCAUGGCUGAAUUAGCACUAUCAACUACCAUGCCUAUCGUCGAAAUGGUGGUGAAGAAGUUGGCAUCUGGGUUCUGGAAGGAGCUGGGACUGGUGGGGAGUGUUUACACCGACUUGGAGGAGCUGCAGAGUGAGUUAUCAACGAUCAAGAACGUGCUUGAUGAUGCAGAGAAGAAAUCUGUCACUAACAAAACUCUGCAAGGUUGGUUGAAGAAGCUCAGAGAUGCAGCUUUUGAUGCUGACGAUGUGGUCGAUGAAUUGCAGACUGAAGCACUGCAGCGAAAAAUAGUGAGACAUGAUCCCAUGACUGAAAAGGUGCGUGACUUCUUUUCCUCAAACAAUACAAUUGCAUUUCGAUAUAAGAUGGCUCGCAAGAUAAAAGGGAUUAGGGAGAGACUGGACAAGAUUGCACAAGAGAGGUUGAGAUACCAUUUGGCUGAGGGAUCUAUCUCAGAAAAUACCCUAGAUCGAGAAACCUUUUCAUCCGUGAUUGAAUCUGAAAUUUAUGGAAGAGAUGAUGACAAAAAGGAUGUCAUAAAAUUCUUAGUGGACAAAGACAAUGAUAAAAAUAUUUCAAUCCUUCCAAUAGUUGGCCUUGGUGGUGUUGGAAAGACCACUCUUGCUCAAUUAGCGUAUAAUGAUGAUAGGAUCCAGAAGCAAUUUGAGCUUCGAAUGUGGGUGUGUGUGGGUGAAAGUUUUGAUGCAAAAGUAAUCUUGCAGGCGAUGAUUGAACAAGUUACAAAGGAGCAAAGUAAUUUCUCGACCUUAGAAACAAUGUCUUCUUUCUUGCAAGAAAAACUGAGAACAAAAAGAUUUCUUUUGGUUCUAGAUGAUUUAUGGAAUGAAGAUGAAUCAAAAUGGGAUAAAAUAAAACCUUUGUUUGUACGUUCCAAACUAGGAUGCAAGAUUAUAAUAACAACACGCAGUGAAAUUGUUGCUUCUAUAACCGGAACCAUCUUACCACAUAGACUACAAGGGUUAGGAAUUGAUGAUUGUUGGGCGUUGUUCAAGCAAAAAGCAUUUGGGUUGGGGAGACAAGAAGAGACCCCAAUGUUGGUUGAUAUUGGAAAGGAGAUUGUUAAAAAGUGUGGAGGUUUGCCUUUAGCAGCAAAGAUUCUUGGAAGUCUAAUGGGCACCAAAAGAGGUGAAGCAGCAUGGUUAGCUAUCAAAGACAACAAGAUUUGGAAGUUAUCUAAAGACGUGGUUGGAAUUCUCCCUAUACUAAAUUUGAGUUAUGAUCAUUUACCCCCUCACUUGAAGCGCUGUUUCACUUACUGUUCUGUGUUCCCGAAAGAUUAUAAAUUUGAAAUAAAGAGAUUGAUUCAAUUGUGGAUGGCUGAAGGACUGAUUGAUACAUCGAAUACUUAUCAAAAUGCAGAGGACAUUGGCAGGCAAUACUUCGAGAGUCUAUUGUGGAGGUCAUUUUUUCAAGAUGUUCAAAUGGAUGAGUACAGUAACAUAGACACAUGCAAGAUGCAUGAUUUAGUUCAUGAUCUUGCAUGUUCCCUCACAAAGGAUGAAACUUUGGUCAUUGAGAUGGAUAGGGACAUGGACAUGGAGAGCAUUUCUCGAUGCCGCUAUUUAUUAGUCAUGUGUAAUAAUGUGUCAUCAGCCACUUUAGAGACAACUUAUAAAGCAAAAAAAUUGAGAUCGCUUAUUGUGUUGGGGGUAGGAAGUGGUUGUACUCAUGAUAUGGACAAAUUUAUCUUCAAUGUAACAAAAAAUUUCACCCAGUUACGUGCAUUGGAUUUAAAGGUUCAUUAUAUUUGGAAAUUGUCUGAUAGAAUAAGCAGAUUAAAGCAUCUACGGUUCCUUGACCUAUCAUAUACUGAGAUCACGGCAUUACCUACCUCGAUCACCAGACUUUACAAUUUGCAGACAUUGAACCUCCAAGAAUGCAGCAAUCUAGAAGAAUUACCUGAAGGUAUAAGCAAUCUAGGAAACCUUAGACACAUAGAUAUAUCAGAAUGCUCCAGUUUGUCUUGUGUGCCUCAUGGCCUGGGACGGUUGAGCAACCUUCAGACACUGUCAAUGUUCAUUGUUGCUCAGGAGAAUGGGCGUACCAUCAUGGAGCUGCAACAUCUGAACUCUAUUGGCGGUGGGUUGGUAAUUAAAAAUCUGCACCAUGUGAAGGAUCCAGAUGAAGCCAUGCAAGCAAACCUACGAGCAAAGAUGAGAUUGAAUUACCUGAUGCUUGAAUGGAACAAAGGCUUAGGAGAGGCACAGGAACCAUCAUCUAUUGAAGUGGCAAGGGAUGUAUUUGUAUUUGAAAGGCUCCAACCUCAUCAUAAUCUAAAGGAGUUGGAUAUAAGUUAUUAUAUGGGCAUCAGUUUGCCCAAUUGGAUAUCAAGGGCAGAAGUAGUGUUAUCUUCUUUUCCAAAUCUUGUUAGGCUCACAUUGCAGGGGCUCGAGAGGUGUGAAUGCCUUCCACCACUUGGUCAAUUGCCAUUGUUAAAGAUUCUUACUAUGUCUGGAAUGGGUGUUGUGAAGAGAAUCGGAGGGGAGUUUUAUGGGGUUGGUGGCAGUGGCACAUUUCCGUCGCUAGAGGAGUUGUAUUUAACUGACAUGCCCAAUUUGGAGGAAUGGCAUAUAGAACCAAUGAUGGUAGGAGGAAAGAUGGCAUCCUUCCCUUGCCUUUUUGAAUUGAGUAUAGAUGCAUGUCCCAAAUUAAUGGCACAUCCAUGUAUCCCAUGCUUUGUGGAGUAUCUUACAAUAAUAGCAAGCAAUGAGAUGCUCUUAUCAGCAGCGAACCUUGCAGGAUUGUCCAAACUCAAAAUGCUUGAAAUUCAGGACUGUCAAGUAUCAUCAUCAUCGAUGUCUGGGUGGUGGGAUGGGCUGCAAUACCUCACUGCCCUUGAGGAGCUGCGAAUUUGGGAAUGCGAUGAGCUGACUUGUUUGCCUGAGGGUAUUAUGUACCUCCCCUCACUCCAUACCCUUGCUUUAGAGGAAAAUAGAAAUAUGAGGAGUCUAGAAGUGGGAGGAAGGAAGCAGCAGCAGCCCACCCCCUUCUUCACUGUGCUGCAAGAUCUACAAAUAGAAGGAGCAGAUGCAUUAACUAUUUUGCCAGAGUGGGUAGGAGGCCUCACGUCGCUCCAAAAUCUAUUAAUUGGGGAAUGUCCCAACCUGACAAUGCUGCCAGAUGGCCUGCAAAACCUCGCCGCACUCCAAAAGCUGCAUAUCUCCGACUUGCCCCAGUUGACAAUGUUGCCACAUGGCCUACGAUACCUCACCGCACUCCGAACACUGCGUAUCUCCGACUGCCCCCAGCUGGCAAUGCUGCCAAAUGGCCUGCAACACCUCACUGCACUUCAAGAGCUGUGUAUCAUCUCCUGCCCCCAGCUGGCAAUGCUACCAGAUGGCCUACAACACCUAACUACACUCCAAUACUUGGAGAUUGGAGACUGUCCCCAGCUAGGGAGGCAGUGCAAGAGGGAGACAGGCGAGGACUGGCACAAGAUUGCUCAUAUCCCAGACAUCAAGAUCUGGCAGCUGAAAGAAGAAGAUGGAGAAGAAAGCAGUGAACGAUGUACCUUUGCUGCAAAAUUUCUCCGUCAAUUUGGGCGUGUAUGCUGCAUGGGUCAUAGCUGAGGUGCCAACAGCUCCAUCUGGUGGUGAACUGCCUUUAUUUAUCUUUCUAGACUGGACUUUGGUUCAAGGAGCUCAGCUGUCAUCACUAUUAAGGAGCUUGGCGACCAUGCCAAUCCAUCUUUAAAGCCUCACAGAGCUCCAGAGCCUGCAAAUCUUUUGUAGUCUCUGGAAAGAUGAUGCUCAAAGGGAGGAUUCAAAAGUUAGCACCGGAGUACUUGCGUUCAAUCCAUAAACAAAAGAUAUCCAUGUUUGCUUCCUUUUGUUAUUUAUUUGGUCUUCUGUCGUAUGCUGCUUAUUGUCAUUGUCAUAAAUAAUGUCACAGUUUCAUUUUUUCUCCUCUACUUUUUAUAUUUAAAGCAUAGUAGAGUUUUAUUUGUAUAUAUCAUGAGAAUUAUACUGUUAAAAUGCCAUCUAAGAAUUUUGAUGUCC